AUGGGAUUAAAUGAUGAUCAUCCUGGUGCUUCCGAAGAAGAAGUCGAAGCAGCUAAAGUUCUGGAUGUUUUGAGAAAUUCUAGCGUUAGAUAUGCUGAUGUUAGAGGAACCAACAAUGUUGCGCCGAUUAGAAGCCUCAUAGAUACAACGGAAAGUCAUGAUGAUACAGAAGAAGAGGAAAAUACUCAAAUACAUGAAGAGAAUGACGAUGAUGAAAUCGAUAAUCAAGAUGAUACACAAUCUGAACCGGAAACUCUGUUAAAUAGGGUCGUCAAUAAUGUUGUGACGUUUUAUGACGAUUUUAACAAUAAAAAAAGAGUUGCAUCUAUUGCGAAAUUACUGGAUGAUGCAUAUGAAGAUAAUUAUAGUUCCUCUGAGAAUGAGACAGAUGAGCGAGAUAAAGAUGAAAUCGAAUAUGUAUCAAAAAGGAGGAAGAUUUCAGAAGCAUUGGCGAAGAGUAAAGAUAAUUUUAAAGAGUACAAAUUUAAUUUAUCAAUUGAAUCCAAGAAGAGUCUCAUAACAUGUUUACAUCUGUUAAAAUUAGCGAACAAACAGCUAACAGACAAGGUAACAUAUCUUCAAGAAGUCGUACAAGAAGAGCAACAAGAUCAUGUAAAGCAUACGCACGAACAUAUUGCAGACCAUCAUAGAAUAGUGGCGUCCAGUACUGAUACUACCAAAGAGGAGGCUCAAACUAACGAUGAAGAUGAGUUUUUCGAUGCAUUUGAUGAAACUGAAUAUGAUGAAAAAUCCACCAUCAUCAAAAUGGAAAUCGUUGGAACUAUCAAGAAAGUUUAUAAUCUUGUUUCGAGGUUUGGUGGUAGUUCAUUACCAGAACCGGCUAGAUCAGAAGUUAGGGAGACAUUACUUAAUCUGCCAAGUAAUUGGUCAACAAGCGUGAAUUCGUUUUUCUCAUCUGCUAUGACAAGUGGAGGAGUUUCUGCUACAGAUAAAUCAUCCGAUACUGCACCGACAAGUGGAGCAUCUCAGUCCCAAAAUAUCGCAGAAGAAACGAAAUCCAGUCAUGACACUCCACAAGCCUAUUUAUCGGCUAAUGGUAAAGUUUUGAUUCUGGCAAAAGAAUCUUUGGAUGUUGUACGAAACGUGAUGGACGUGGUAGACUCCACUUUAGGAAAAGCUGAAGAAUGGGUCAAACAGAAGCAGGAGGUAAAAGAAAUUCUAUAUGAAAAGUUCCGUCUGAGCCAACAGCAAAAUAGUGAGGAAAAUCAAAACAAUACCGAUUCAAUUACAGAUCAUACCAAUUCUAAAUGUGAUUAA
Kazachstania africana CBS 2517 is the source of this 1278-nucleotide messenger RNA. It is a transcript of the gene OPI1, whose product is annotated as transcriptional regulator OPI1. NCBI's taxonomy places the organism in Eukaryota, Fungi, Ascomycota, Saccharomycetes, Saccharomycetales, Saccharomycetaceae. Gene Ontology annotation, molecular function: transcription corepressor activity. Bases 1 to 1278 code for a protein of 425 amino acids. The record is from RefSeq and is a predicted model, not a curated record. The transcript has a single exon. Gene Ontology annotation, cellular component: endoplasmic reticulum; nucleus. Gene Ontology annotation, biological process: phospholipid biosynthetic process; endoplasmic reticulum unfolded protein response; regulation of transcription by RNA polymerase II.